AUGCUACCAUCUUCCGGCAACCUGCUCCCCCCGGAGGUGCUGACUCGCAUCGUCCACGAGACGCAUCAUUUUCCCACCGUCAGAGCGCUCUCCGUCACUUCAAAAACAAUGUCAGCCAUUGCAACUCCUCAUCUUCUCCGAUUGGCCCUUGCACAGGACCGAUGCAGGAUCCAAGACCCUGGGUGCCUCGUCUACGGCAUCCAACUACAAGUCGGAAAUCCCGUCGAAGACCCGCCCCGCGAUGACGUUCAAUCUGAGGACGCUUCUCGCAAGCUGCCCCGACGUCGGGUUUUGACCUCGUCCACAUCGUCUCGAUCGUCGUCGCUAUGUCCUUUCCCCGAGUCCUGGAUUACACAUGCCGACCGUUGCGAAGAAAGUCUGAAGGCCACGGCCAUGCCGGUGGUGUUGUGGGCCGCCUUGCAGCCACCUGAACUCGCCCUCAACUUCCUUGCCGAGAUCGAGCAUGUCGACCCCGCACAUCUCUGGGCAAUGUUUCUCGUCCCGAGCACACCUUGCCACGACCACGGAGCGUGGCCCGCAGACUUCCCCAUCAGACACGCCAUGUCCAACGCCUUGCACACAGCUGCCCAGUAUGGCAACACCGAGGUGGUUCGCUGGCUGCUCGACCGAGAACAUCUGGCUGCGUACCAUCGAUCAGUGCUUUGGCCCCAUGUUGGCGCUGUAGCCAGCCCAUGGGUCAUGAAGCCGAUCGACAUCCCCGCCAUCCAGCCAUGCGUGUGUCGCUCGAGCCACCUCAAAGCAUUCCUGGCCGCAGGCACAUUGACAGAUCCCGACGACUUACCCUGGGCAUCGGCACUGCACAUUGCCUUGGCCCACAAUCAGGUUGCCACCGCGAAGCUCCUUGUCGAGAGGGGAGCCAACUGGGCAACCGAGCCUUACGGCGCGCGAGGUAUCACUGCCUUGAGGAUCGUCUGCGCUAACGAGUCGAUUCAGUUUCUCGAUUACCUCCUCGACUGGACCAGCAGUUCGCAUGCUCGAGAACAUUCGCCUCCUCAAGUCCAAGACCACAAUGGCCUUGACGUCUCCGACUACCUCUCGGUAGUUGCACAUGGUCCAAAACGCAGGCUUCUCGAAAGACGGCUGAAGGCUCUGGAGAAGAGGUUGUCUGAGUACAGAUGA
This is a messenger RNA of Colletotrichum gloeosporioides, 1140 nucleotides long. RefSeq lists its product as uncharacterized. Bases 1 to 1140 code for a protein of 379 amino acids. Gene Ontology annotation, molecular function: protein binding. NCBI's taxonomy places the organism in Eukaryota, Fungi, Ascomycota, Sordariomycetes, Glomerellales, Glomerellaceae. The transcript has a single exon. The record is from RefSeq and is a predicted model, not a curated record.